Messenger RNA from Salarias fasciatus (jewelled blenny), 3563 nucleotides. RefSeq names its product ferredoxin reductase (gene fdxr). Bases 2079 to 3563 code for a protein of 494 amino acids. The transcript has 16 exons. NCBI's taxonomy places the organism in Eukaryota, Metazoa, Chordata, Actinopteri, Blenniiformes, Blenniidae. Gene Ontology annotation, molecular function: oxidoreductase activity. The record is from RefSeq and is a predicted model, not a curated record.
UGUUCUCAUUUCCUCUGCAAAGCCACAUCACUCUUCUUCAGGCGUCAUAUCACAGUUGGUCUGUCAGUCUGCCAGAGUCUGGGGUUCGCACGCAAGCGUCCAGGAUGAGGGUCCAGUGGUGGAGCUGCAUGCUGGGGUUGCUCUGCAUGCCCGCUGGGGUAAUCCUCAACAAAUGGACGGCUUCUCAACAUCCCCCAUCCACUUCUUUUGUGAGGAUCAACUCCUCCACUGAGAUCUCCUGCUCGACAUCCUUGUCCAACCCCAUGGGUCUGUCCCUGAACAAACGAUUUCUCCAUAGUGCCAAUAUCGUGUACCUGAACUUGAUUGAAGGAGAGAUCACCAAAAAAACGGAGGCGAAAGAUUUCAAAAGUCGGAUUCAGAUAUCCGCGGGGCAAAGGGUCAAGGAUGGCCUCAGCUUCACCCUGCAGCUGUCUCUGCUCGGGGUGGACGACACCAACUUGUAUUACUGCGAGUGGACUUACAAUGAAGACGAGAAGAUAGGAACUCUGCUCAGCAAUGGCACGGUCAUCAUUGUUGAAGGUGAAGAAAAGAACCCAGAAGAAGCAUGUGAAUCGACCGUUAUGGAUCACACCCUGAUUUGGUUGGUUGUCGCAGAAGUCGCAGCUAUUGCCAUCAUCGUCAUCGGAGUGCUAAUUUUUAAGCUAAAGCAAGUGGGAGUCUUCACUGGCCUCCACCAUGAUUUCAGCCUCUUGGAUUGCAGGAUUUUGUCACUUGAUCAACGUUGAGCGAAAAGGAAGCAAUCCCAGUCUUUGAUUUGUUUUUUAGAAAUUUAAUCCAUAUUUGUGUGUGGUCAGUUUCAGACGCCAUUUAUGCAAUAUUUGAAGUGAAACACAUCAUUUUUGUGUUUUCAUUUCAGGAACGUGAGAGUUUUGCAAAAGUUGCAUUUCUCCCAUUACCAUGGAGACAGAAUCAGAAAGUCUUAAAAAAAAAUUUCCCCAUUUACAGACAUGGUGUCAGAGCUUUGGCUGGGUUAGGAUUUUACUUUCUCACUAAACACAACAAGAGCUGAUUACAGAGGAGAGAAGGCCUUUUUCGGAGUUAAAACCAGGUGAUCUGCUUAAAUUCAAAAGAUUUUUCAGAAGAGAGAGCUGUCACAGUGGGAGGCCACUUUUUCAGUCUGAGUUGAUCUUGUUGUCUUCAUGUUCCCACAGUUUAAAAAGACAUUUGUGCCUGGAAGACAUGUGAAUCCACCAACAACAAGUAGGCAUCGGCUUGUGGCUCCAAGGCAGCCGAUCCACCACUGCCCCUACCUGGUCACCUCUGUGAGGCCUCCUGGCCUCAGGGGGUUCCCGUAAUAUCGAGAGCCGAUGACCUCCUGAACCAGCGGCUUGCUGUCUUAUGCUGAUGCUGCUUCGAGUUUCCUUUUUCAGUCAGACUUUGCACUCUCUUUACAGAAAAAAGACUGAACCACAUCCUGGCUGACAUGAGGCACACAGGGUUUGCUCCGCAAAAAAAAAAAAAAAAAAAGAAGAAGAAGCAUUUUCUCUUAGUUGUCCUUUGUUAUGCACCGUGAUAUGACCUCAUCUGUUCUCCUGCAUGCUAUGUAUAUUAAAUCUAAAUCUUUGAAACCCUGCAGCUCCUUCAGAGUUUUUGUUUUUACUUUUAAAACAAGGAAAAUAAAUAAUCAGCAGUCAAUAAUAGCUGCUUUGUUAGUAGUUGUGGAUUGAUGAAUUAAUGUGGAUUAAUGUGAACAUAGCUGGGUCAGCUGAGCUGUAAGCACUGUGUGAGAUCCGCACAAGAAACGAUUCACUCUUAUUCAGCUGCAGUUACAUCACGCAGUAGGAGGAAGAUGCUCUAUAAUCUGAAUGCGACAUGAAAUUACAUUAGUGAGUGUGUUGGGGUUAGAUUUGACGUGUCCAUGCCCAGAACCCUCCUAAUCCGCACUUGCAUGGAACCUUUGAACGAAAGCCUCUGUUCCUGCACGGAUUGUUGUGUGUGUUGCUCAUGCCCCAGCCUUGAAUGCACCUUGCGGCUUCGGCGUAACUAAAGUAUUUUUUUAAAGGCGGUUUUAAGGAUCUGACCGUCUGUGGGCUUCGAGUCCCGAGCGGAGAGCCACCAUGAGCGGCCACAGGCUGCUGUCCUCCCGGCUCAAGCUGUGGACUUCGGGUCGGAGCGGAUGGAUGAGCCGACUCCAUGAAGGUUUGAGUGGAUGUGGAAGAGCUUCUUUCUCUUCCAGCAACCCCAAAAUUUGUGUGGUGGGAAGCGGCCCAGCGGGCUUCUACACUGCGCAGCAUCUGCUCAAGGCUCGUCAGGAUGUGGAAGUGGACAUCUACGAGCGUCUGCCCGUCCCCUUUGGACUGGUUCGGUUCGGAGUGGCCCCAGAUCAUCCCGAAGUCAAGAACGUCAUCAAUACGUUCACGCAGACAGCCAGUCACGCACGAUGCAACUUCUACGGCAACGUCAACGUUGGGAAAGACGUCAGCAUAGACGAGCUGCGGCGGGCUUACCACGCCAUCGUGCUGAGUUAUGGAGCGGAGGGGAACAGGAGUAUGGGCGUGCCGGGGGAAAACCUCCCCGGAGUUUACUCCGCCAAAGACUUUGUGGGCUGGUACAACGGUCUGCCCAGCUGCAGGGAGCUGACUCCAGACCUGAGCUGCGACACCGCCGUCAUCCUCGGACAAGGCAACGUGGCCUUGGAUGUCGCCAGGAUCCUCCUGGCGCCCACCAAAAUGUUGAAGAGCACGGACAUCACCCAGCCGGCCCUCGACGCUCUGGCACAGAGCCGAGUCCGCAGGGUCCUGAUCGUGGGCCGGAGAGGACCCCUGCAGAUCGCCUGCACCAUCAAGGAGCUCAGAGAAAUGGUGAACCUGCCAGACUGUAGGCCGGAGAUGGUGGCAGCUGACUUUGAGGGAGUGUCAGAAGCUCUGAAAGAUGUGCCGCGGCCCAGGAAGCGUCUGACGGAGCUGAUGCUGAAGACGGCCUUGGAGACCCCCGGUGAGAAGGAGCAGGAGAGGAGGAGCAAGGCCUCGCGCUCGUGGGGCUUUCGGUUCUUCCGGAGCCCGGUGGAGGUUCUGGCCAGCGGCGGCAGAGCGGCCGGCAUCCGAUUGGCCGUCAACAGGCUGGAGGGUUCGGGCGACGGAGCUCAGGCUGUGCUCACCGGGGAAGUGGAGGAUGUGCCCUGCGGCCUGGUCAUCAGCAGCAUCGGCUACCGGAGCCUCCCCAUCGACGAGUCGGUGCCCUUCGACUCCCGCAGGGCCGUCAUUCCAAACAGCAUGGGCCGCGUCCAGCAGGCUGCAGGUCUGUAUUGCAGCGGCUGGGUGAAAACAGGCCCGACCGGGGUGAUCGCCACCACAAUGAACAACAGCUUCGACACAGCUCGCUCGCUACUGGAGGACAUGGACUCUGGAGCGUUGGAUGUGUCUUCUACCAGGCCGGGCUCACAGAGCAUCAGCGCUCUGCUGGCAGAGAGAGGAGUGAAAGCGGUGACUUUCUCCGGCUGGGAGAAGAUCGACGACGUGGAGACGAGGAGGGGCGAGGUCAGCGGGAAGCCCCGAGAGAAACUGCUGACGGUGCAGGAAAUGCUUCAGGUGGCUCGCUCGUGA